AUGGUAGGUGGGGGGCUAAAUGGUGGUUGGUUUGGCGGCGGCGGCGGCGGCGGCGGGGGCGAUGGAGGUGGGGGCGACGGCGGCGGGGGCGAUGGUGGCGGCGAUAAUGGGCGCGGUCGUGGCGAGGGUGGUCGUGGUACGGGUGAUGGUGGGGGGAAUGACGGCGGCGGGGGCGAUGGAGGUGGGGGCGACGGCGGGGGGACCGAUGGAGGUGGAGGCGGCGGCGGCGGGGGCGAUGGAGGUGGGGGCGACGGCGGCGGGGGCGAUGGUGGCGGCGAUAAUGGGCGCGGUCGUGGCGAGGGUGGUCGUGGUACGGGUGAUGGUGGGGGGAAUGACGGCGGCGGGGGCGAUGGAGGUGGGGGCGACGGCGGGGGGGCGAUGGAGGUGGAGGCGGCGGAGGAGGAGGCGAUGGAGGUGGGGGCGACGGCGGCGGGGGCGACGGCGGCGGCGGUGAUGGACGCGGUCGUGGUGAGGGUGGUCGUUGUACGGGUGGUGGUGGCGGGGAUGGUGGCGGCGGGGGCGAUGGAGGCGGGGAUGACGGUGGGGUUGAUGGCGGAGGUCUGCGCAGAACGGGGAGGGAGGAACAUCCAGUCUCAGGCAAACGGCAAUAUUGCUAGGGGGCCCAAAACAGGCCACAAUACAAUACCCUAG
This is a messenger RNA of Volvox carteri f. nagariensis, 651 nucleotides long. RefSeq lists its product as uncharacterized. The record is from RefSeq and is a predicted model, not a curated record. NCBI's taxonomy places the organism in Eukaryota, Viridiplantae, Chlorophyta, Chlorophyceae, Chlamydomonadales, Volvocaceae. The coding region runs from base 1 to 651 and encodes 216 amino acids. The transcript has a single exon.